GUCGAGUCAUUGCUAACCAGUCACCAAAAACAGUUAAGCAGUGCUGUCAUACCACUUCGGGUGUCAAGAGAAACUAUAUUAGAGAAUCUUAUAGGUUAUUAUUCUGAAGAAGAUCUGGCAACGUCUCGCAUUACUGUGAAGUUUAUUGGCGAGGAAAGCAUGGACUGUGGUGGUGUCACUAACGAUAUGUUUACAACAUUUUGGUACCAAGCUCAAGAGGAAUUCUUCAUUGGUUACGAGGCAGUGGUGCCGUAUCUCCCCCCUCAACGAUUCACAGACGAUUCAAAGUAUCAAGUUCUUGGCAGGAUACUAUCCCAUUCCAUUGCUGUUAUGAAAGAAUUUCCGAUACAUAUGUGUAAAAGCACGAUUAUUGCAAUGAUCUAUGAAACAACGGAUGUUUCGGCUGAGAAUCUAUUUGAAGAUUUCCUGUACUUUCUGGACAGCCAUGAUCGUAAUUUGGUUACCACGGCAAUAAACAAUUACGGUAGUUUAACUUCUGAUCAAGCAGACGAACUUAUGACCAUAUUUGAGAGAAUACGAAUAUGCAAUUAA
Molecule: messenger RNA, 552 nt
Organism: Ruditapes philippinarum (Manila clam)
Lineage: Eukaryota; Metazoa; Mollusca; Bivalvia; Venerida; Veneridae
Exons: 2
Coding region: 160-552 (130 amino acids)
Source: RefSeq, a predicted model, not a curated record